AUGGACCCGACGCAGCUGCACGCGCUCAUCAGUUCCGCCUUCAAGGCACGCGAUAACGCGCACGCGCCGUACUCCAAGUUCCGCGUCGGCGCCGCGCUCCUCUCCUCGUCCGGGGCCCACAUCGCAGGGUGUAACGUCGAGAACGCGUCCUACGGCGCCGGUAUCUGCGCCGAGCGCACCGCCAUCGUCAAGGGCGUCAGUGAGGGCGAGAAGCAGUAUACUGCGGUCGUGGUGGUGUCCGACGUCCCCACCCCCACCAUCUCGCCAUGCGGUAUCUGCCGCCAAUCGCUCCGCGAGUUCUGCCCCCUCUCCACGCCAGUGUACAUGGUCGCGUCGACAUACCCGGCCCUCGCGCCCGCCGACGGGCCGGCGCCGGCCUUCCUCGCCCCCGGGGAGCCGUGGCCGCGCACCACGGACGAGAAGGUCGUUGUUGUGCUUACCCUUGAGCAGCUGCUCCCCAUGUCGUUUGGGCCCGACAACUUGACCUAG
Messenger RNA from Vanrija pseudolonga, 489 nucleotides. Its product is annotated as Cytidine deaminase. Gene Ontology annotation, cellular component: cytosol. The transcript is spliced from 4 exons. Gene Ontology annotation, molecular function: cytidine deaminase activity; zinc ion binding. The record is from RefSeq and is a predicted model, not a curated record. Lineage: Eukaryota; Fungi; Basidiomycota; Tremellomycetes; Trichosporonales; Trichosporonaceae. The coding region runs from base 1 to 489 and encodes 162 amino acids.